AUUCCUCAUUGAUUAAUCAUUGUUUGCGGAGACUACAGAAUGAUAGACGCGAGGUCGUAUGCAAAGUCUAUUCGUCGAGAAUAUAAAAGCCGAGGAUAUCAGUGGUCUUUGUCCAAAAGAAAAAAGACUUGAACCAAGUUGAACUAUAUCAUGUCGCGAUUCGUAGUAUUAGCAUUGGCGAUAGUUGUUGCUGUGUUUAUUUGUCAGACAGCGGCUCAAGAUCAGCAAAAAUGUCCAGUGAAUGAAAUUUGGUCACGCUGUGCUAGAAGUUGCGAGGGAACUUGUGCUAGACCCAUAGAAUGUUUACCCAAUUGCUUAGAAGGAAGUCCUGGUGGCUGUCGUUGUCAGUCGGGAUACGUGAGAAAUCUGAAGAACGAUCAGUGUGUAUUACAACAGGAUUGUUAAUACCAUUACAAGGAUUGUUAAUGCAAUAAAGAAUAUUUUGUCAUCUGAA
Messenger RNA from Ceratina calcarata, 454 nucleotides. Its product is annotated as allergen Api m 6-like. The coding region runs from base 151 to 405 and encodes 84 amino acids. Lineage: Eukaryota; Metazoa; Arthropoda; Insecta; Hymenoptera; Apidae. The transcript is spliced from 3 exons. The record is from RefSeq and is a predicted model, not a curated record.